This is a messenger RNA of Austrofundulus limnaeus, 9780 nucleotides long. RefSeq names its product Rho guanine nucleotide exchange factor (GEF) 17 (gene arhgef17). The record is from RefSeq and is a predicted model, not a curated record. Gene Ontology annotation, biological process: actin cytoskeleton organization. Lineage: Eukaryota; Metazoa; Chordata; Actinopteri; Cyprinodontiformes; Rivulidae. Gene Ontology annotation, molecular function: protein binding; guanyl-nucleotide exchange factor activity. The coding region runs from base 458 to 8413 and encodes 2651 amino acids. The transcript is spliced from 24 exons.
AAACAACACAAGUCACGGAAARAAAAAAAAAAAAACAUGCCAAAAUAAGAAACCAAAAACCAGUUUGUUAAACUACCAGUGAGUGAGGAGGCCUGGAGGUGGUCUGAGGGUUACAAACAGCAGGAACAACAAUGGAGGGGCUGUGUUUGUGAACACGCUGGAUUUGAGUUUUUUUUUUUUUUAACUCAAAACAAACAAAAAAGGGACUGAAAAUUUGUUUCACUUAUUUUUUUAACCUUCUUGCACGGAUGCGACCAUCAACAAACAUGUAAGUUUGGCUGCUUACGUUGACAAGCCUUUGAUCUUAUGAGGAGUUUGGGCAACUUUUAAAAGUUGCUGCUGGUGGAAGAGGAGGAGGGAGGGAGGUAGGUGGUGUUGUGGAGCAGAAUGGCUCGAAAAAGGUGCGUGGAUUAAAAAAAUGUGCGCGUGAGCCGCAAACAAAGAGAAGGCAUGAACAAUGGCUGAGAGCAAGGGGAAUGAUGCGGGUGUGUACCGCAGCGUCUCUUUCAAAAAGCUGGGCUCCGGCAGCAGCUGCAGGAGGAGGGAAGAGGAGCAGAAGAAGUCGCGGGAUUCGGAGGCUGUUGGCGUCAGCAGAGCUGCAGCAGGAGCGUCCCCGGCGGCGCGUAAUGCGUCAAGAAAAGUUUCCAAAAUCUCAGCCGCCGCCAGCCUCCCAACCGCAGACUCAAAGAGAGCCUCCUCCGCCUCUCUCCCCUCCGUGUCUCCAUCCAUCCGACAGCUUACUGAAAAGUUUAGCAGCAACAGCAGCGUCCUCCGGGCUCGAAGCUCCGGCAGGACACACGGGUCUCCGGCUCGUAAAUCUCCCCAGGAGGAGGAGGAGGAGGACAAGGACGGCCACGCCGCGAGCGCGGAGUCUCCGCUGGACGCUAAAAAGUUUCACUCCGGCACCGAUUCGGUCUCUGGCUCGGACACGGAGAGGAGAAGCGAGAGGCGGGUUUUCUGUUUGUCCGCCGACAGCGGCGGCUACCCCGGUAAGAGAGAUUAUUCUCAGAUUAACGCGCGAGCCGUUCAUCUUAAAAAGAGUUUGACCACAGACGAGGAAGAAGAGGACGUCAGAGGGGUCCCCCCGCCUUGUAAAUCCCACAGAAGUUACCAACACGGUGACCUGAUUAUCCCCUCACAUUCUGACAAGUGGCCCAGCGUGACCAAAAUAAGGCAACUUUUCGAUGAGAAGGGAAGCAACGCGUUGCCUCUGCACAAGACCAACACAUGUGAGAGUUUAAAAGCAGCUGGCAGGAGGCAUUUACAGGAGCCAGGCUGCACAGAGAAUGCUCCUCUCUCGGAUAGAAGUGGCAGCUCUGCUAAUGAGGACCUGACUUUGCAUGUGACCAGAGAGACUUCUUGUUGCGAUACAGACUUUUACUCCAAAACUCAUCAGUGUUCAAAUGAUGAGGGACUGAACAUAGAAACAAACAAAGUGUCUGAUGUAAACACGUUUAGUAGCAGUUGUCACACUGGUCGCUACCAAAGGAUUAACUCGUCCUUAUACAGAUCCCGGAGUCCCAGCACUGAGUCUGAGGCAACGUGCAGGACCCCCAGAACAUCAGGAUCGACAUCUGACCCUAAACCUGACCUUCAGCCCUGCACUACUUUGUCCAGGAGCGGAUCUGCGAGCUUAGACGCCUCCUCUUGCUCCUCCUCUGAGCAGCAGCCAACAGAGAGGGGGAGAAGGGACACACAGGGGGUCGGGCUGCCCAGGGAUAGUUUACAUUCCUCGCAUAGCUCCUCUAAAGCACCAGCCCCCACCACCUCCUCCGCCUCCUCUGCUCCAGCUCCAGAUAAAGCCAUUAACUCCUGCUCCUCUACUGUAGCUAUUUCCUCUGAGCCAGCCACMGUUUGCACUUCUCUCAGCUCCCGUUGGAGGUUAAACUCAGCGGACGAAGAGGAGGCGCACACCAGGAGGAGAAGGGGUCAUAGUUCUGACCCUAAGCCCUCUGGCACCUGCAGGGGAGGGGAGAGGACUGCCACAGAGCGAGGAGGCAGCUAUUUAUCCCGCAGUAAAAAUGGCUGGUGGGGGGCUAAUAUCAUUGGCAGGUCCUCGGGCAGCGAGGAGGACAGCCCCACUUCUUUAGGCCCCCACUGUCGAGAGACAGUGCGCCGCCGCUCUUUAAGAAAGAAGAAGAAGGUCAGCGGGGUCACUGUGGCAAGCCACGAUGAUUACAAUGAUCAUGAUGGUGAAUCAGAAGACAGUGACAGUGACACAGCCUUGACAAUGGAUCACUUAGGGAAGCAACAGAACACUGGGGAGGUUCCAGGGAGGAUUCAUAGGAGCCACUCAGCACGAGAACACGGUAGUCACAGUUACAGGGCCAAGGUCCAGCACUGGGAGCGUAUCACCUCACCUGUGAUGCCCAGCACGCUCCCUGGUGUAUCACGGGUUUCAAAAGUUAACAUCCCUCCUUUUAUUUCCAGUCCUGUGGGUUCACGCUGCAGUAGCCGGUACUCCAGCACAGAGACGCUGAAAGAGGAAAACCAGGGUAGCUACRUCAACCGUUCAGCCAAUGUGUUCCUUAACAGAAGUGGAGCAGAAGGUGGCACAAGCAGAACUGCAUCAUCAUCCGUGCUGAGUAAAACUUACCAUGGGAAUUUUACUAUGUACCGUUCCCCAAGCUUUGGCCAUGGGGAUAAUUUCUCCCGUGCCCCUUUUCGAAUGCGCCCAAAAUUAAUGCCAACAGUAACUCCAACAUUGAAUGCACCUCCAGGAGACGGUGAGGGAUCUUCUGAGAUUAGAAGUGGUGAGGCAGGUGUAUUAAAAAUGAAAACAUGGAGAGGUGAUGAAGACAAUAGUAUAAAGCUUAUUUCCACAUCCAACCCAGAUAUUACAUCAGAAACCAUGAACCUCUUAAGCUUUCUGAAAUCUGGCCUACCAGGACUCAAAGUGCGGAGAACAAAUGAAGGGGACAAAAGUGGUGCUGAGGAGGGUUCAGCGUCAUACAGAAAGGGAUAUGGCCCUCACGGAAGAACUGUUCUACCUUUGGGUCGCCGCCCUUCUUUGAAAGAUCUAACUGCAACAUUAAGACGCACAAAAUCCUUCACUUAUUCUGACAAACCAACAAGUGCCAAGUGUUACUUGACAGGUGGCACCACCAAAAGGAGCUCCUCUGAACAGCAGCUCGACUUAGAUGACGAUAAGGAUGACGUGAGGGUGGUGUUGUCAGACAGGGAAGUAGAAAGUGAUGGCGGGGAUUUUAGAGUUGGGCGAGGACUAAAAACGAGACAUUAUGGACUGGAUGAUGAUGAAGAUGAGUACAAAGUGAUGCAGACUCCAUUUCAAGAGAGGUGUGUACAGGAAGCUAGGCAGGUCAUUCAAGAUAUCUGCCAGAUGUGCACAAGAGAAGACGACGAUGAUUAUGGAAGUGUAAAUUCAACUGUGGAUAAAUCAGAGGGUAAAUCUCUACAGGUCAAGAAAACUAGUGAAGAGAAGGGAAAAGCAGGAGGCAUUAAAGAUGAGACGAGAUCAGCUCUAGAGGCCGAGUCUGAGAAUGCCAAAGACAAAGAUAAACAUGAGCAGGAGAGAGAGAACAGUAGGAGGCAGAGGAGUGGACAAAGUAUGCAGCUGGAGAAACUAAACAGUGGGGGUACAGAGUGCUGGGAGAAGCCAAAGAGAGAGAUCAGAGAGCAGGAGGGAGCUUUACAGAAGGGUGGCUUGGAGGAACGCGUGCUCUACAACCGCUCCUUGGAUGAACUUUCAGGCCACGAGUCAAGUUUAACCGACGAGGGGAUUGUAACGGAGCCAGAGACAGGUCCCAGUGACCUCUCGGAGAGGUCRUUCCUGGGCUCAGCAGUGGUUAAUUUAGGGUCAAGAUUAGGAAGGGAAGUUCUUGUGCAGCCAGUAGCUGGAUGGAAGCAGUCAGCACAUGAUGUGGAAAGCUUCAAGCAGGAGGGAGCAACAAUGACAGAGAACAGCCUGAGGUGCACAAAUCGUCUGAGUAAAGGGAGUUUGCCCUGUUUGGUGACGCUUCCUGUAUGCAUGGCUCAGAAUGACAACUUUAUGGAAGUGAGCGAUGCUGCUUGUAUAAACACUGGCAGCGAAGGAAUGCACAUUAACAAUGCUGUGUCACAGGGGUCAGCCACGACUGCAGGAGGAGGGGGUGGGGUAUUUGAAGCCCCUGCAACUCCAGGUACUAAUCGUCGGAGGCGCAAGUUCUCCCCACCUGGUAACAACAACACAAGCUCUGAGUCCAGUAAUGGCAGUCAUGCUGAUUCAAUAAUAACUGCUGUGGGAAAUGGGGAGUCGACAGUGUACCGUUCUCUCAGUGACCCCAUGCCUCAGCGGCGCUGCUCUGCUGCGGAAGAAGGGAGCAACAACUUUAGUUCUGUGGACAGCAACCUUCUGGGUUCCUUGUCUGUCAAAGGAGGAGGGGGAGGUGCAACAGAGGCCUCCUCUACGUCUUCAGUGUCAGAAUACAAAGGCAGUGUAGCAAGUGACUUAUCUGUAUACAGUGAUGGGGGUCUCAGAGACGAUGGCAUCCAAGACUACAGUGGGGUGAUCAGGAACAUUGUAGCUGAGCCAGGUGCAAUGAACAGACUGGUCACAGAUGACCACAGCAACGGCAAAACCCCGAAGAAAAAGUCUUUCAGUGACCCCAGUCGUCGCAGUGAUGCUCCUUUACUGUCCCAGAACGACCCUCAGUUUAAAGGGCAAACUGGCAGUCCUCAGCCAAUCAGUGAGCUGGAUCAAUCUGGACAGAUCCCUCCUUCUAGCAGUGAGCCAAUCCUGAGUGAACAAAGAGAGGAAUUGUGGGAAUCAGAGUCUAAACCUACACAGAUCCAGGUCAAGAUUUCAGAUUGUAGUCAUCACUCUGAUAACCCAGAAGAUGAAGAUAAUGUUAUUUGCCAUGGUGGAGAGGAGGAGGUGCAGAAGUUUAAUUUUGACAUUAGGCUAGCCGAGGUCUUUUCUCCUCGGAAGGUACGCCGACCGACUAGAAAACGCCCCAAUAGGUUGGCGUUUUGUCCUGAUGAGGACCAGUUUGAACCUCUCGAAUUGGACUCAGAUGUGCAGGAGGAGCCCCGCAACCAAAGCAGGCUUGUGUCCUCUCCCCCGUUUUUAUCACCAAAAUCAAAACCCCAACCCAAGCAUGUUCGCCAUGCCAGUGAGCCUGCCACCUUCAUCCCCAUUUCCCCACCUCCACAACUCCAACCGCUGAAGGAAGUGGACUCCUUCACAGUCCAGUCUACCGUAGAGCCGCUGAUUUUAAGCGAACAAACAGGAGAUGUGGCCUCACCUUUUGAGGACAUGACAAAGAAACAUAUUCCUGGACCCCACACAACGAAUGCAGAGGCCAGUUCUGUUCGGGGAUCGAGUGGUGAAGCCCAAGGUUUAUUGACUACUUCAGAGGGCCCCAGUGAAAUCAGCAACAUUGGACUUACCGAAUCUGCACCUCAGAAAGGAGUUGCAGAGGACUCUCCACCUGUUCCAGCUCCACAGAGUACUAAACCAAAAGUGGACAUGAGAAAACAUGUGAUGAUGACUCUCCUGGACACGGAACAGUCAUACGUGGAGUCGCUCCGCACUCUAAUUCAGGGAUACAUGCGUCCUCUGAAACAGCCGGACGGUGGAUCCAUCGUAGACCCUCUGCUUGUGGAUGAGAUGUUUUACCAGAUCCCAGAGAUCCUGGAUCACCAUGAGCAGUUCCUGGAGCAGGUCGCUGGCUGCCUUGGUCAGUGGCACGACAGGCAGACUAUUGGACACAUCCUCAUCCAAUCAUUCUCCAAAGAGACUCUUGCCAACAUGUACUCAGCGUACAUCGACAACUUCCUCAACGCCAAAGACGCCGUGAGGAUCGCCAAAGAGGCCAAGCCGGCUUUCCACAAGUUUCUGGAGCAAAACAUGCGCGAGAACAAAGAGAAACAGGCUCUGGGCGAUCUGAUGAUCAAACCGGUGCAGAGGAUUCCUCGAUACGAGCUGCUGGUUAAGGACUUGUUGAAGCACACCUCAGAGGAUCACCCGGACCACUCGUUGCUGCUGGACGCCCAGAGGGACAUCAAGCGCUUGGCCGAGAAGAUCAACAAGGGCCGUCGCUCCGCCGAGGAAGCAGAGCGGGAGGCCAGGGUUAUCCAGGAGAUCGAGGCGCACAUAGAGGGGGUUGAACAUAUUCUGAAUCCACAGAGGAAGUUCUUGAGACAGGAAAUAGUCAUGGAGGCGAAGAUGGUGGGCGGAAAGAAAGACCGCUCGCUCUUCCUCUUCAGUGAUCUGAUCAUCUGCACCACUCUGAAGAGGAAGUCCGGGUCAUUAAGACGCAGCUCAAUGAGCCUAUACUCUGCUGCUAGUGUGAUCGAUACGUCCAGCAAAUACAAGUUUCUAUGGAAGCUUCCUCUUGAGGACGUGGAGGUGGUGAAAAGCUCGGCUCAGGCGACGAACAAAGAGAGCAUCCAGAAGCUGAUCAGUCGACUGGAUGAAGAUCUGAGCACACUGGGUCAGAUCAGCAAACUGUCAGAGACCCUCAGUUUCCCACAUCAGUCCCUAGAUGAGGUCAUAAAAGACCUGAUGGCGUCUGUGCACAAAGAACUGUCAGAGAAGCAAUCUUUGGCUUUCAGCAUGACGUUCCUGCCCACCAAGCUGGAGUUCACCACCACCUCUGCCGAGAGCACCUUCGUCUUCGAGUUCAGCUCUCCGGACGCUCGCUCCAGCUUUGAACAGGCCUUCGAAGAGGCCAAGAAGAAGCUCGCUAUGAACAAGGACCAGUGGGACCCAGAGUUCCUUAAGGCCAUCCCUAUAAUGAAGACCCGCAGUGGGAUGCAGUUCUCCUGUGCCUCUCCCAGCCACAGCUGCCCUGACAGCGGCUGUGAGGUGUGGGUGUGCAACAGCGACGGAUACGUGGGACAGGUUUGCUUGUUGAACAUCAAAGACGAGCCCACGGUGGAGGCCUGCAUCGCCGUCUGCUCGGCCAGAAUCAUUUGUAUCGCUGCCGUUCCCGGACUCAAAGGAAGGGACCGUGGGUCUGAACCGUUCCCAAACUUGGGGACCCUGGGUCCAGCCCAGCAGCAGCUCCACAUAUCCAUCUCUCCAUCCAAUCUGGAGCUGACCACGCAGCCGACAGGCCCGGGUGCGGAGCUCGUGCCAUUCGACAGCGAUGACACAGAUGACGAAGAUUCACCGAGCCCCUCCUCCACUCUGCAGAGUCAGGCCAGUCGCUCCACCAUCUCCUCCAGCUACUGCAACGACGAGGGUCCGAGCUCCAAAGACAUGGCCACGGAGACCACCAGCAGCGAGGAGGAGCAGGAGUUCCCCGCCGCGAGCUCCUACAGCGCCCCGGGGAUGCUGGGAGUGGGCGGAGGGGGUCGCACUAACACGGAGAGCCCGAUGGACGGGCGAGCCAUGCGGCGGUCCUCUCGGGGGUCGUUCACCCGGGCCAGCCUGGAGGACCUGCUCAGCAUCGACCCAGAGGCCUAYCAGAGCUCCGUGUGGCUGGGCACGGAGGACGGCUGCAUCCACGUGUACCAGUCCUCAGACAACAUCCGCAACCGUAAGAACAGCAUGAAGAUGCAGCACUCAGCCUCCAUCCUCUGCAUACUGUAUUUGGAUAACAAAGUGUUUGUGUCCUUAACGAAUGGAGAGGUGGUUGUUUAUCAGAGAGAAGCAGGUAGCUUUUGGGACCCUCAGUCGUCUCAGAUAUUAAUUCUUGGUACGCCCAGCAGUCCGGUCACCAAAAUGGUCCCAGUUGGAGGGAAACUGUGGUGUGGCUCGCUCAACAGAGUCCUCAUCAUCAACACGUCGACACUGGUCCAAGAGCACUGGUUCCAGGUGGGCACCGACAGCAGCCGCUGCGUGACCUGCAUGGUGUCGUACGGUCAGGGCGUGUGGCUGGCGCUGCAGGGCAGUGCGCAGGUCCGGYUGUAUCACGCUCAGAGCUGGGAGAGCCUGACGGAGGUGGACGUGGCACCCGCCGUGCACAAAAUGCUCGCAGGUGCCGAUGCMAUCAUCAGACAGCACAAAGCUGCCUGUCUCAGAAUCACAGCCUUGCUGGCCUGUAAGGAUCUGUUAUGGAUCGGUACCAGUGCAGGGGUGGUCCUYACUCUGGCAAUCCCAGCGGUGAGGUCAGGAACCGGUGCCGAGACRCUGAAAUCUCCUCUGGUGCCGAUGGGAUCGGCUCACGGUCACACAGGACACGUUCGGUUCCUGACGUCGAUCGAGCUGCCUGAGGGGUUUGACGUGAACUUCCCUCCGGCGGCAACGGACUCUACAGGUAAUCAGUCUCAGAGCAGCGGCGUCAUYGACAAGAACUCGCAACGGCGGGACUCCACGCACCGCAGAGCCUCCGCCCACAUCCCUGCCAAAACCAACCAUCUUGUUAUUUCUGGUGGAGACGGCUACGAGGACUUCAGGCUGACCAACAGCAGCGAAACGGUUGGGCGGGACGACAGCACCAACCACCUGUUGCUUUGGAGGGUUUGAGAUGAUCAGACAGCCAAGUCCAUUAUAGCUGCAGUGGUCUGCUGUCCUGAAYGAUCCUCACUUUUUAGUGUUUUCAUUUCGGUGUCCUGCUCAGUCCACUGGUCUCUGUGUGCACAGCACUCCUCUCUGGACUUAAAAAUGAAUAUGACCAUGCAAGAACCUUUUUUUUAUGUGACUACGUCUCCAAGCUCAAGUUUUGACUAACAAACAAAGAACAGAAGGAAUAAACGAAACUUUCACAAAUGGAAGUGGACGAGUAAGGACCAUGAAGAGAAGGACGUCUGCAUGGCAGCAGCACUGAAGCAUCGAGUGUAUCUUGAAAAGAAUCUCUGAUUUUGGAACGUAAAAGACUGUAAAUUCCAGCAUAAAUAAUAGCUUAAAAUGCAACAAUAUUAAAUUGGUUCUUAUAUUUUUCUGCUGAAAUUGAAACCUAGUGGAGUAUUUGGGGCGGUCUGAGAUAUUAUUGGUGUAAAAACUAAAUGUCCAGUGUCUUAAACUCGAUUGCUCAAAUUUGAACAUUUCCAGAUGUUUGUAACUCUGUUAGGAUUGUAAUAAGAUUCAUUUUUUCAUUGCUGAUUAUACAUGUGCGUCUGCUGUUUUCCCAGUAGAGGGAGCAUAAGUAAGAGCAUCAUUUUAGUGCAAUAUGCGAUGACACUACGACCUAUAAUUGCAUGGCCUUACUCACCGAGUCAAAGUGUGUGCUCUGUGCAGAUAAAAGCGUUCUAUUUUCCUAUUUUUGUUUGGUUUUGCUGCCAGUUAAAGAUGAUUAACAUGUAAAUGUGUCCGUGUCAAACUACUGGUUGGACAAAAAAAAGUGCAUUGGAGACAUUCCUCCUUAAAGUGACCAUGCCAAAGCUUCGUGUGAGUUUCUCUGCCAUAAAAACAUAGUUGAGCGUUCUCUCAGAGAAGAAAAAAAGACUCUUUAAAGAUGACGCCAGGCUGUGGUAUCAGUUAAAGAUAGUGAUGUACAGUAUUUAUGCUUUUGGAUUUUAGCACAGCCUAUUUUUURUUUUAUAGCACUUAAUUUAUAGAAGAUGUAGCUUUUUUCACCUUUUUUUUCUGGAAAAAAGUCUCCAGCUCAGUUAUGAGAGUAGAUAAAAGCCCAUAGUCUAUCUCAGGCAGACACACAGAUACAUAUACUGUAUGUUAGGGGUGAGGAAAGGAUGCAGAUGUAGACAGAAGAUGAUUUAUCAGUUCCACCGUUUUGCCUCCGGUUUUUGGACCAACGCUGAACACAACCUCUGUGUUGCCUGUUUAUGUGCCAAAACACUCAGAUAUGUCUUGUGUGUCAUUUCAUGCUACAGAAGAUAUAACUAUAAUGCAAAACCAUACAAAUUCAAUAAAAAAGUGAUCAUUCAGUAACAAAA